Messenger RNA from Aureobasidium musti, 819 nucleotides. Lineage: Eukaryota; Fungi; Ascomycota; Dothideomycetes; Dothideales; Saccotheciaceae. The record is from the annotation of a GenBank genome assembly.
AUGGCUCCCCCUCCUCCCGCAAACCUCCCUCUUCAGGAGCGCAUGCUCCAGCUCGUGCAGACACUGCAAUUCGCAUGGUUCGCUGGCCAUGUUACCCUCCUGCUGUCCUCGGUCCGCUACGGUCUUUCGUACAUGACCUUCCAUCCCAGCUCCAAGUGGGCCAUCUUCUCGUACCGCACCGCUUUCGUUGCUGCUGCUGCCACGUACGGCAUUGUCGUCUUCAAGAGCUUCCGCGCUCGUGCUCGUGCCGGAAAGGCUCAGGGUGGUGCUUUCCAGAUCAUCGCAAUGGCUUUGAUCUGGCUCUGGUCCCGCCAGAUUCCUCUUGCCAUUCUGCCCUUCGCCGUCUACUCCAUCUUCCACGUUGCAACUUACACCAGAUCCAACCUUCUGCCCACUAUCCAGCCUCAGCCCGCUGCCGCUGCUGGUGAGAAGCCCAAGUCCUCUGGCCUCGCCGACACCAUUGGCAGCUUCGUCAAGAACUACUACGAUUCUUCCAUGACUCUUGUCGCUAUCCUCGAGAUUGCCCUCUGGUUCCGUCUGGCUUUCUCUGCUCUCCUUUUCCAGAAGGGCUCAUGGAUUCUGAUUGCUGUCUACACUGUUUUCCUCAGAGCUCGCUUCCACCAGAGCACCUUUGUGCAGUCUGCCGUCAACCAGCUGGCCGCUCGUGGUGACACCAUUGCUAACCGUCAGGACAUGCCCCCUGCCGUCAGACAGGCUUGGGAUGGUCUCAAGAACGGUAUCAAGCAGGCUGCUGACCUGACCGACAUCAACCGCUACGCUGGUGCUCAGCAGCAGGGUGUCCCUAAGAAGACCCAAUAG